Alosa sapidissima (American shad) is the source of this 2747-nucleotide messenger RNA. Its product is annotated as tandem C2 domains nuclear protein. Gene Ontology annotation, cellular component: nucleus. The transcript has 12 exons. The record is from RefSeq and is a predicted model, not a curated record. NCBI's taxonomy places the organism in Eukaryota, Metazoa, Chordata, Actinopteri, Clupeiformes, Clupeidae. Bases 131 to 1534 code for a protein of 467 amino acids.
UAUUUAUGCUACGGCGCGUAUUUCAUUCUAUGUCCUUAUUGUAUUGGCAAUGGAGUAUCAAUAGGCUAUAAAUAAUAGCAGUUGGAAAAUAAAUUAAAGAAUCAAUUAAUCGACACUGCAUGUAUCUAUCAUGGCAACGGAAUGCAUAAAAAAUUGUUGCAACUUCUUCCGACCCAAAGAGAAGGAAGCUGAACCUCAAGUUGUGAACCCAAGCCCAGUAGUUGUUCGGGAAGAUGUUAAGAAAGGCAUUGGGGUAUCCGAGGACUAUCUCAUGUCAAAACUUCCACCGGAUGGUAAAGAGGUGCCCUUUGUGCUGCCCACUUUCAAGCCAUCGUACAUCCAACCCCAAGGCACCCGAUAUGCCAGUUAUCAGACGGGACAACUGAGCUCAGCCAGGAGUGCUUAUGUGGAGAGGAAAGCUGAGCUCUUGGGGAAGAGUAACACAGCCUACGACCUCGACCCAACAAAUCACUCUGGCCACAUGGUUGAUCACAACUCACCUGGCCCUGUCUGUCGGCCUGCCUUUGAAACUAAAGGCAGUAGUCCAACCUCAGCCCGAGACCUGAGAAAGAGGUUGAGCAGCUCCAUGUUUGACCUGUCCAGUCCUAAUCACCCACACAGUUAUAUUCAGAGAUAUGACUCAGUGUCCAGUGUCCCGAGCAGUGCAUCCUCUGUGAGAGAUUCCUUUGGAAGCAGCCGCAGCCUAGAGUCCAUCACCUUAUCUGGAGAUGAGAAGGAACUGGGCAAGCUGUGUGUCAAGCUGAGCUACAAAGAGGCCCUGGAGCAGGUGUGGAUCACCCUGGUCCAGUGUAAGGACAUCCCAGUGGAGAGCUCUGAGCACAGGGUUGGGAUUAAGGGUGUCAUCACCAUGGACAAGCCAGUGCAGUUUAAGAGCACCCUUAAAGAAGUAUGUCCGGAUGCUUUGUUCAUGGAGACCUUUGUCUUUGCCCUGCCACUGCAGCAGCUGCGUAGCUCUGCGUUGGUGUUGCGUCUGCAGAUGCACACGCCACGCAAGCGUACCCUGGCGGAGUGCGUCCUCUCUCUGAGACAGCUGAGCCCAGAGGAGACCCAGCACUGGCUGGAGCUCAGGCCUCCCUCCAAGUCCCGGACGUGUCACGCCGAGCUGCAUCUGGCCACCUGCUUCCAGCCGGUCAAUGGCCGCAUGCAGCUGCAGGUGCUGUGCGCCCAGAAUCUGCCCUCUUCCUCCUCUCCCCUCACCCAGAGUUUCUUUGUCAAGGCAGAGAUGCACUCACCGGACCUCCUGGUGACCAAGAGGAAGACGCGGGCACUGAAGAUGUCUGGGGGACAGGUGCAGUGGGGGGAGACCCUUCACUUCCCUCUAGCCGUGCAGAACUCCUCCUUUCACAUCUGCUCAAAACUCUACAGCCGCACAUCGGUCAGGCGCAGACACUAUCUAGGAGAGGUGCAUCUGGGAUUUGGCAGCCCUUCUACUGUAGCAGUGGAGCAGUGGAGGGACACCAUCGCCCACCCUGAGAAGGUGGUAUCUGACUGGCACACUCUCACAGUGCCCUGAACUGCCAUGGGCAUAUCUACACCAAACUACUACAGUGGGCCUCAGUUCAUUAGACAUGCAAAUAUGACUGUGCUUUAGUGGCAUGGUGACAUUUCCACUCUAUAAAUGGUAGCAUUUAUUUUUGUAACAUUUUCAUGUUUGUAACAUCAAGUAUUUUACAUCCUUGAGACUGUAUAUUGAAUGGAACAUAUUGGUAGCUUUAGUCAUCCCCUAAUACUGUUGUGUUAAUCAACUACUACAGAUUUUGUUAGCAAUGACGCAAUGAAGGUUCCUUUGAUCGAUGUGUAGAGCUAACGUAAUGUGGUCAUCAUAAAGGGUCAAUACCUUAGAGAGGAGAUGAAAGGUAUUGAAUCAUUUAGCCUUACAGGACCACUGUUGACCAUCUGUGUACUACAGUAGUAGCCCAGCUAGAAUUUGCAAUAGUCUAGUGACUAAUGCUUCAUAUGUAGUUUAAUAACGAAAUUGUAGACAUUCUAUGAAUGGCUUGCACUGUGGUACUUUCCAUAGGCAUUAUGUAUUAUGGACUUUUGUAUUACAUGCAUGCUGGUCCACAGAUGCCUGCUGUGUUACUUUACAUUUGGUCAGUGUGUUUGUGUCAGGUUUGAUGUAUUGAUGGAAACUCUUAGACUGCAGUCUAAUGCCAGCUCGCAUGCAGGCUUUGGACACUUACAACAAAGCAGAUUACACUACAUUCGUGUUGAGAGAUGUUGCUGGCAUUGCUGCUGUUUUUUAUUAAGCAUGGAGUAUUUAAUACUGUAAUAUUUUAUUUUGCUUUUAUUUCCUCCAUAAAAAGCUUGAUAUAAUUUAAAUGAAUCACUUUACAGCACCUUUUUGUUAUACAGUUUCUCUUGUGUUUUCUAUUUUUGUAUUAGGAGGCUUGGUUGAUGCACAUACACACUGUGUGUAUAUAUGAUUUGGAUAAAGUGGAUUAGUGCUGGCUCAAUGGAACUGAAUAUAGGCAUUAGUUGUGUUCGAAUAUAGAACAAAACAUGACAUAAGGUGUUUCGGGACUGCAUCAUUUCCUGUGGAAAAUGUAGACUAGGAAAGGGUGCUCUCUCCUACACAAACACCCACCAUAAGAUUCACAUUUGUUUUGGCCUACUUUCAUGAACUGUGCGGACACAAUUUUCGCAAUUUUUUUUGCGUCAUAUUUAUUCUACCCCAUAUCAAAUGUUCAUUGUCACGGUACAAUAAAGAAACACUUUUAGUGACA